Messenger RNA from Drosophila eugracilis, 1051 nucleotides. RefSeq names its product hsp70 nucleotide exchange factor fes1. NCBI's taxonomy places the organism in Eukaryota, Metazoa, Arthropoda, Insecta, Diptera, Drosophilidae. The record is from RefSeq and is a predicted model, not a curated record. The transcript has 5 exons. The coding region runs from base 71 to 991 and encodes 306 amino acids.
AUACCAUCACUAAAUUGUCAAAAACAAAAACUUAAUUUGUGAUCCCGAGGCAGAGUGUUUAUUUUGAAUAAUGACUGAUUCAAACGUACCAAGGGGAGCUCCGAGCUUGCAAAAUGUGCUGAAAUAUACGAUGCAGCACCACGACCCAAAUGCUACACCCCAGUUGGCCGAAGAACCAGAUGCUGAGCGGACACAAUUUUUGGCAAAUGCACUAAAUGCAAUGACAGUAGAUGCUGCAGCGGCUCUGAAAGCAGCCUUGCUCAUAUUAAAUACUGAUGAAGCCAGCACAGACGACCAAAUGGAAAGUCUGGAUGUCAUUAGGAGCCACAUCGAUGACAUCGACAAUGCCAUUACUCUGGUGAAGCUAGGAGGAACGAAAACUUUACUUCGCUAUAUAACGCAUUCAGAUUCCGAAAUAAGAUCUUCAGCGCUUAAUACUGUAGCAGAGGUGGCCCAAAAUAACGAGUUUUGUCAAAACGUACUCAUAAACGAUCAGUUUUUGCCUGUACUUGCAAAGAAUUUAACGAAUACCAACCAAAAUAUUGUUCGGUGUUCUUUAUACGCGAUAUCAUCGCUGAUACGAAACUUUGAGCCUGGUUACAAUGAGUUCAAGCGUGUAAAUGGCAUAAGGGCCUUGAUACCCUGUCUGAAAUCUACAGAUUUAAAUGUCUACGUCAAGACUGCGUUUCUAAUAGCAUCUUUAACCUCUGGCGACAAGUCUAUAAGAGAUGACUUUAUAAAGGAAGACAUAUUUCCUGUUCUCGUAUCAAAUUUAAAACCUGUUGACGACUUCGAUAUCAGACAAGAAACUACUCUCUUCGCACUAUCAUCUUUAUCUGUAGAAUCAGAUUUAAAACUUUCAACAGAAAAACGCGAGCAAAUCUUGUCGGUUCUCCAACAAAUAAUAACCAAGCACAAACAGGCGGAAAACUGUGAAGACAUGGUUAAAUAUGCAAGAAACAUUGUGGACAACUUAACUCACGUUAAGUGAUAAAAUAAAUCCAAAUUUCACGUAAAUUGUAGGCUAAAUACAAAAUGUUUUUAAAAAGGA